AUGAUGCAAGCGAUACCGGCUCCUACUCAGCCUCAAGUAGAAUUAAUCCAGCCUGGUGGGCCACCUCCAAUUACCUCCUUGUUGGAUCAAAUGCCCAACCCUCCUACUGAAAAAUUACCUGUUCACAAGACAUCCGGUUCAGAGUCCUCGGAUGUAGAUGCAGUCACUGGAGCGAGAAAAGCACCGACUCCUCAACUCAUCUGCCUCGAGUGA
Rodentolepis nana is the source of this 213-nucleotide messenger RNA. NCBI's taxonomy places the organism in Eukaryota, Metazoa, Platyhelminthes, Cestoda, Cyclophyllidea, Hymenolepididae. The record is from the annotation of a GenBank genome assembly.